Messenger RNA from Epithele typhae, 1755 nucleotides. RefSeq lists its product as uncharacterized. Gene Ontology annotation, biological process: regulation of transcription by RNA polymerase II. The transcript has a single exon. Gene Ontology annotation, molecular function: RNA polymerase II cis-regulatory region sequence-specific DNA binding; DNA-binding transcription factor activity, RNA polymerase II-specific. NCBI's taxonomy places the organism in Eukaryota, Fungi, Basidiomycota, Agaricomycetes, Polyporales, Epitheliaceae. The record is from RefSeq and is a predicted model, not a curated record. The coding region runs from base 1 to 1755 and encodes 584 amino acids.
AUGGCGCGACGGCUCGGAGACCAGCUUCUUGCAGACAUUGCGAAGGCUCAGGCAGAGGUCGCCGCAGCCGGGGUAGCGGCAAGUGAAGCUCCUGUUGUAGAAGCGAGCGACAUUCCCGUCCUACCGGAGUCUCCACCACCACCUCUUCCUGUCUCGCUGCAGAAGAAGAAAGACGCGGCACUUCUCACCAUGCAGGCCAUCCUCGCGACCGCGACGAAACACCCAUUAGUCGCAGCCACGAUGUCCUCACUGCAAGUGCCGGGAGACGGCGGAUGUCUCCUGGACGUCCUCACCCGCUGCGUCUCUGCCUCUGCCGUCUCCAAGCCGCUCGCUCGCACCCUGGUCGAGUCCAUCGUCUCCCUCGCCAAGUCAGAUGCACUUUUUGCUUCGCCGCGCCAUUCGGACGCGUCCUCUCAGCAGCUGGACAAGGGAAAGCGCAAACGAGACGAGGCCGAGGAGACGGGCGCCCUCUACUCCCAGCCACCCCCGAAACGCGUCGCGAUGCCCAUGCCCAUAGACCAACCCGACCUGUUAUACACCAUCGGCGAAGCUCUGCGGGUCGUCUCGCACACACUCUCGGGCCUGUCGUCCCACGUCCCGACCAUCGACCCUGGGGUGAUCUCGUCCAUCCAGCUCCCGCUGCACCAGAUCUUCCUCUUCGCGGUCACGUCCGCCCCGCGCGCGGGAGAUGGUCGCAUGCAGGUCCUGCAAGAGCUCGCCGGGCUCGUCCAGAUGCUCGGCGUGCUCAGCGGCAUCCACAUCGGCCACCCUCCGCCGCCAUGGCCCGGGGCUCCCGCCCUCGCACCGUCGCCGGACAUCGGGACGGCCGUGUACCCGUGUCUGGUCCCCGGCUGCCCGAAGACGUUCCAUCGUCUGUACUCCCUGCGCGCCCACCAGCGCCUCCACACCAUCGAACACCGACCGUAUCGGUGCAUGCAAUGCCCGGCGUCGUUCGUCCGGAACCACGACCUGAAGCGGCACACGCUGCUGCACGACAAGAAGGCGUGGCGGUGCGCGGGGUGCAACAAGAUAUUCUCGCGACGGGACGCGAUCAAGCGACACAAGGACGCGCGGGGACGUGCGGUGGGCGGGAAGGGCAGACCGGGAGCCGAAGGGGACGUCGACGGGGCGUGCGCGUUCGCGGAGAUCGAGGAGGUGGAGGUGGACAAGGUGGAGGGCGAGGAGGAGAUCAGCCGGCGGGCGAAGCUGUGGAACGGGAUCGCGGCGUCGUCGGCGGGGACGUCGGUCGCGGAGCACUUGAACGGGCCGGAGGAUGGGGAGAUGGACCCGGGGGUGAUCCACCAAGCACAGCACAUGGUGCUCGGUAUACACGCACUGCUGCAAGGCGAGGUCACGAAGGGACUCGGUGCUCCGGCGGCAACACCUCCGACAUCGGCGCCGCAGCUGAGCCAGUCGACGCUGGCGAGCAUCAUCGCGCGGGCACAGCAGGCGACGGCGUCGCAAGAAGGCGACGGCGUUCUUGGGGAUGACGAGCCAGCACAGGACGAGUUGCCCUCGUUCGACGCGGUCCCGAUGGACGUCGAGUCUCCCGCCGACGCCGACACCGACGCUGCACCUAACUCUUUGGCCGCACCGCCGUCGCUAUCCCUUUCAUGGCUGUCCGAAGAGCAGACACGUCUUUUGGAGCAGGCGAUCGCGCAGGCUGCAUCGGCUGCUCAGGCGCAAGCAGAAGUAGAAGCGGCGCAGGAAGAAGAGGACGAGGAGGAGGAUGAGGACGACGAAGCUGGAAUGUAG